Messenger RNA from Penicilliopsis zonata CBS 506.65, 3459 nucleotides. RefSeq lists its product as hypothetical. The coding region runs from base 1 to 3459 and encodes 1152 amino acids. The record is from RefSeq and is a predicted model, not a curated record. The transcript has 5 exons. NCBI's taxonomy places the organism in Eukaryota, Fungi, Ascomycota, Eurotiomycetes, Eurotiales, Aspergillaceae. Gene Ontology annotation, molecular function: triacylglycerol lipase activity; sterol ester esterase activity. Gene Ontology annotation, biological process: triglyceride catabolic process. Gene Ontology annotation, cellular component: membrane; cytosol.
AUGCUACCCUUACCAGGGGCCCCGUCGUCUUCUUGGGCCGUAUUCUGUGAACGUCUGAGGAGGACAUUUAACGGCGCAGAUCCGAGAGUUUGCAUUGCUUUUUGGCUGUUUGGUCUUAUCAACAAUGUGCUCUAUGUUAUUAUCCUCUCCGCUGCGUUGGACCUCGUGGGCCCCGAGGUUCCUAAAGGGGUAGUACUGCUGGCAGAUGUGAUCCCGUCCUUCGGAACGAAACUUGUUGCCCCCUAUUUCAUCCAUAUGGUACCCUACUCGAUGCGAAUAAUGAUCUGCGUCAUGUUGUCGGUUCUGGGGAUGUCGGUGGUGGCUUUGAGUCCGGCGUAUACAGACGGAGGAGCCAUCUCGACGAAGAUCGCGGGUAUAGUCUUAGCCAGCCUGUCUAGCGGAGCUGGCGAGCUGAGCUUCGUCGCCCUGGUCCAUUACUACGGGCCGUUCAGUCUGGCCGCAUGGGGCAGUGGGACGGGCGCCGCGGGACUGGUGGGCGCGGGUGCGUACGCCCUGGCGACUUCGUCUUUGGGGUUUAGUGUCAAGGCUACGCUCCUCGCGUCGGCGUGUCUCCCUGCCGUGAUGAUGGUAAGCUUCUUUAUUGUCUUGCCGAGAGGCCCGCUCCGGUCUGUGUCGGCGGGAAAGCCAGAGUACCAGUCAAUCGCAGGUGGUGAUCGCCUCCGGGAUGAUUUUGAACCCCUUGAGGAGGUCGAGGAUGAGGGAUAUGGGAACGGGAUCCGUGACGAACAGGAUGGUCUUCUUGAAUCGUCUACUACUGGGUGUGGACACACUGCCGCGAACGGCGAGUCGAUACGGGGCCAGCGUUUAACAGUGAGCAUACAACGGGUGAAGAAGCUGUUUUUCCCAUACAUGGUCCCAAUGCUCCUGGUCUACAUCGCAGAAUACACCAUCAAUCAAGGCGUCUCCCCCACCCUGUUGUUCCCGCUGAAAGAUUCGCCAUUCGAGCAUUUUCGCGCCUUCUACCCGACCUAUAACGCCAUCUACCAAGUCGGCGUCUUCCUGUCUCGCUCGUCGACGCCGUUCUUCCGGAUCCACAACCUGUACCUGCCGUCACUUCUCCAAGUUUUAAAUCUAAUCCUACUCAUCCUCCAAUCCCUCUUCGACUUCAUUCCGAGUGUCUAUCUGGUCUUCGCCAUCAUCUUCUGGGAAGGACUGUUGGGUGGGCUUGUCUAUGUCAACACUUUUGCGGAAAUCAGCGACCGUGUUCCGAGCCAGGAGCGCGAGUUCUCACUCGGUGCUACGACUGUCAAUCACGUUCUCGGCAGACCAUCAACGAAGUUUCGCAAGCUCCAGGUCUUUGCUGUUGUGUCAUUUUGGUCUUACUAUUUACUCCGAGGAAAUAGUCAUGGUCCUCCCGGAAUUCGAAAGUUCUCAGCCCGCCUCGGUGGCAAGCUGACGCCAUGGCAGACAACGGUGGUCGUUCUGGUAUGGCUGUAUAUCUGUCGGAAUUUCUCCAAGAUCGUCGGUUUGGAGAGCCCGGAACCGAUGGCCAACCUCUACUCACGCUCCUUCUUUCGUGCCACAUGGAUCGCUACCGCUAUGGAUGCGGGAUUCUGGACAGCCAUGCGGGUCAAGCCAAAAUGGCUGCGGGACCUGGCCUCUCUGGUCUUCACAGUCUACUAUCUCUUCGCAGCCGAGCGCGCGGAUGACAAAGUGCGACGAGUUCGAGCCACGCUGACUGUGGACCACCUGCGUGUCUCGUGGAACAAAGCGACUACACCGUAUCUGUGGGCCCUCUCGAAACUCGUCCGACCACGGCUGACCAGUUAUCCCCCACGAGCCAUCCGGAUACCGCGCCCUAAACAAUCAGUAUACAAAGAACCAACCGAUGCGUGGCUGUAUUUUGAUGGCUCCUUGAGCUCCCUGCAAGAGCAAACCUGCGUGGUUCUGGAUAUUCCGGGCGGUGGGUUCGUGGCAAUGGGUCCUCGCAUGUCCGAGGAUAAACUUCUUGCCUGGGCAGGCAAGAUGAAGGUGCCGAUAUUGAGCAUCGACUAUCGAAAGGCCCCCGAAUAUCCCUAUCCAUAUGCAUUGAACGAGUGUUACGAUGUUUACCAUACCAUCGUUGCGACUCGCGGUCGCUGUCUGGGUUUGAGCGGAAAGUCCCCGCCUAAGAUCGUGCUGACCGGGGAAAGCGCCGGUGGAAAUCUUGCUGUGGGCUUGACCUUAAUGAUCCUGCAGUCUGGCAGCACUGAGUCGCGGCGGUGGCAUGGAGAAGACACUCUUCCUGCGCCGGACGGACUGGUCCUGGUCUACCCGUCGUUGAACAUGAGAGUGGAGAGCUGGAUGACAGAGGAGCAGAUGUCGCUGAUUCAAGAGACGAGUGUCCGUAAGAGGAACCAAAACGUCCUGAACCGAAAGAACGAAGAGUACCGUCGGAUCACGCCGCUUGCCACACCCGUGGCUUCUGACGAGCGAAUCCUUGACACGUCUGGUCCCGACUACUUCAAACGUAAAGAUUUCGGUGGUGACAAAUCCACCCCUCAGAGCACGGCCGAGACGCUCAAGGAAGCGGGCCAACUUGCUGCUCCCUUGCAGACCCUCUCCCCACAGAUUCGGACCCGUCUGGCCGUCUCUUCGAUGAUCUCUUACGUCCACGACCGAAUCUUGACACCAGAAAUGAUGCGAGCCAUGAUCAUCUUGUACAUCGGCCCGUACAACCGCCCUGACUUCAGCACAGACUUUCUCCUCUCCCCCGUUCUCGCCCCAGAGGCGCUUCUUGCUCGGUUCCCCAAGACCUUUCUCCUGACGGGUGAGCGCGAUCCGCUGGUCGACGACACGGUGAUCUUCGCGGGUCGGCUGCGCCAGGCCAAAUUGCAUCAGUUCAACGAACGACAGGAGCUAGGUUUGGAGAAGUCACAAAAGAGUUUCAAUGAGAAGGACCAUGUCGACGUGACCUUGAUCCCAGGCAUCUCACAUGGGUUUCUCCAAUUUGCGGGCUUCUUCCCGGAUAGCUGGAAGCACAUCAACCGAUGCGCAAAGUGGAUCGAAGAGCUCUUCACUCUGGCAGAGGCCAGUAGAUUGCCAUCUCCCACACCGAGCCUGACGGCCAGUACGCACCAACUCAAACCUCGACGCCAUAAGCGGACCCCAACGGGUGACUCGUCCGCAGACGAGGACAAACCGCUGGAAAUGGGCGUGUCGAAUAUUCGACCGCUGACACCAUUAGAUGGACCAGGGAGCUCGCCAGCUCAAGCGGAAACGGAACAUCCCCAAUCGCCAAAUGGGAGACCCUCGAAAGCCAAACGUAAGGAUAGACCGGUGAUGUCGAUUGCCUUGCCUGACCUUCAGAAUAAGGAUCAAAGCGAGGGUACCAGGGUGAAGAUCCGUCGCGAGAGGAGCUUCACGAGCCUGGCGAGCGAGGAGGAUCUCCUGGACCGACGGAUGACCGGGUUGGCGGGUGGGUUGAUGGGGAUUGGAGAGGGUGCAAGGACUCCUUAG